Messenger RNA from Staurois parvus, 547 nucleotides. The record is from the annotation of a GenBank genome assembly. Lineage: Eukaryota; Metazoa; Chordata; Amphibia; Anura; Ranidae.
GGGAGAGCGGAUAUAGUGAAUGCGGGGUCCGGGGAGAGCUGGAUAUAGUGAAUGCGGGGGUCCGGGGAGAGCAGAUAUAGUGAAUGGGCGUGGGGUCCAGGGAGACAGAUAUAGUGAAUGCAGGGUCCGGGGAGCGACCAGAUAUAGUGAAUGCAGGGUCUGGGGAGAGCGGAUAUAGUGAAUGCAGGGUCCGGGGAGAGCGGAUAUAGUGAAUGCGGGGUCCGGGGAGAGCAGGAUAUAGUGAAUGCAGGGUCCGGGGAGAGCGGAUAUAGUGAAUGCGGGGUCCGGGGAGAGAGGGGGGAUAUAGUGAAUGCAGGGUCCGGGGAGAGCGGAUAUAGUGAAUGCAGGGUCCGGGGAGAGCCAGAUAUAGUGAAUGCGGGGUCCGGGGAGACCGGAUAUAGUGAAUGCGGGGUCCGGGGAGACCGGAUAUAGUGAAUGCAGGGUCCGGGGAGACCAGAUAUAGUGAAUGCUGGGUCUGGGGAGAGCGGAUGAAACCGGGGAUAUAGUGAAUGCGGGGUUUACUGAGCGGAUCAGCAUAUUGAAUGCA